Xenopus laevis (African clawed frog) is the source of this 1938-nucleotide messenger RNA. RefSeq names its product vomeronasal type-2 receptor 26-like. The record is from RefSeq and is a predicted model, not a curated record. The transcript is spliced from 6 exons. The coding region runs from base 1 to 1938 and encodes 645 amino acids. Lineage: Eukaryota; Metazoa; Chordata; Amphibia; Anura; Pipidae.
AUGUAUUAUGUUGAAUUUGAUUCAGCAACCAUAUGGGUAACUCCCUGCAGUACUGAGCUGAGUGGGUCAGACUCACAGUGUCGUAUUCACCUCACCAAGGCCAAAUAUGAAUACAAAUACAUUCAGGAUGGAGACCUCAUCAUCGGAGGAGUCUUCUCUGUAAACAAUGAGGUGUAUUAUAUACCAGAUAACACUGAGAAGCACAUUCCUCUCUGCGUAAGUCCCAUUAUCAGUCAAUAUGAAGACAUAAUGUCCCUGUUGUUUGCGAUUCAUGAGAUCAACAAGAACCCGGAUCUGUUACCCAACAUCACUCUAGGAUAUCAUGUAUAUGACUCUUGUAUGGAUCCAAGUCUUGCUAUAGGGAGUGUCCUGCAGAUAUUAUCUGGCCCUGGGGAAGCAGUUCCUAAUUACUCCUGCAGGGGCCAGGGUGAAAUUGCUGGAUUUAUUGGAGAUCGGUCAGUUGUCACAUCCCUGCCUAUAGCACAACUUCUAGGUACUUAUGGAUACUCACAGAUUAGCUUUGGUGCUGCAGACCCAGUGCUGAAUGACAGAACACAAUAUCCAUACUAUUUUAGUAUAGGGCCAAAUGAGCACAUUCAGCAUGUUGCUAUAGCAGAGCUGGUGGAACGCUUGGGAUGGACCUGGGUGGUCAUUCUGGCACGGGGUGAUGACUAUGGUGAGAGAGAGAGUAAGAAUCUCAGGGAUGAGAUCAACAAACAUGGCGUCUGUGUUGACUUCAUUGGCACUUUAUCUGAAGAUAAUUCCACAAACUAUGUAACAUUACAAAGAAUACAAAGAUCUACUGCAGAGGUUGUGAUCCUGUGUGGAGGACUUUUUCAAAGUUAUUCUUUAGCAGUGUUAGUAGAAUCAAAGAUAAAAGAUAAGACUGUGGUCAUUCCUCCUCUAAAGUCCCAGUGCUCUGCAAACUGCCCCCCUGGUUACAGAAAAGUCCCAAGGAAAGGAGCCCCACACUGCUGCUAUGACUGUGCAAAAUGCUCAGAAGGGGAGAUCUCCAACUCAACUGAUAUGGAAAACUGUCUAAAAUGUAAUAUCUAUGAAUGGCCAAAUCAGGAGAAAACCAUGUGUAUUGAGAAGCAAAUGGAGUUCCUCCCAUAUGGAGAUGAUGCUCUUAGUGUGGCGUUUAUUGCUCUUUCUGGGGUUUUUAUUUUUAUAGCAGAAGUUAUUUUGGGAAUCUUUAUUUUAUUUCAAGACACUCCAGUAGUGAAGGCCAACAAUCGCAAUCUGAGCUUUAUUCUUCUUGUCUCAAUUAAGCUGAGCUUUCUAUGUGUAUUUUUAUUCCUUGGCCGUCCUGUUGAUAUAACCUGCAUGUUCAGACAAACUUCUUUUGGAAUCAUCUUCUCCAUAGCCAUGUCUUCUGUCUUGGCAAAGACUAUCAUGGUCUGCAUUGCUUUCAAAGCCACCAAGCCUGGAAGUCCCUGGAUGAAAUGGAUGGGAUUCAAACUGGCACAUUCCAUUGUUGUUAUUUGUUCAUUCAUUCAGUUUGUAAUUUGUGUUGCUUGGUUGGCAAUUUCUCCCCCAUUUGUGGAGCAUAAUCUGUCUGAUCCUGAAAAAAUCAUUGUUCAAUGCAAUGAGGGCUCUGACAUUGCCUUCUACAUUGUCCUUGCCUAUAUGGGAUUGUUGGCAUCUGUGAGUUUCAUUGUAGCUUUCUUGGCUCGGACAUUACCGGACAGUUUUAAUGAGGCCAAGUACAUCACUUUCAGCAUGUUGCUCUUCUGCAGUGUUUGGAUCACAAUGAUCCCAGCCUAUCUGAGUACCAAAGGCAAAUACAUGGUGGCAGUGGAAAUAUUUGCCAUAAUCACUUCAAGCUGUGGUCUUCUCUUCUGUAUAUUUCUACCCAAAUGUUAUAUUAUAUUAUUAAAGCCAGAGAUGAACACAAAGCAUUAUUUAAUGGGAAAUAAUAAACAGAGAUCAAUCUAG